Mya arenaria is the source of this 3140-nucleotide messenger RNA. RefSeq lists its product as uncharacterized. NCBI's taxonomy places the organism in Eukaryota, Metazoa, Mollusca, Bivalvia, Myida, Myidae. The transcript is spliced from 2 exons. The coding region runs from base 927 to 2843 and encodes 638 amino acids. The record is from RefSeq and is a predicted model, not a curated record.
AUGACCAGCCUCAUUUUUCAUUUCGUACAUUUUUUACACGCACAGAGGUCACAGUGACGCUCUUAAAUGAUUGCUGUUAGUCGGACGAAGUAACAUAACGACGUAAAUAGAAAAACAUUUUCUACGGCAUGCGAGGCAUUUCUGCAACAGAGCAGUAUGAUACAGUCACAGAGUUACACUGGCACGCGACUUCUCGUGUAAACAAGCAAAACUGGAUCAAAGUGCUCGAUAUGCCGACGAUGAGUGACGAACAUCGUCUAAAUGAUGCUUAUAGAUCAGAUAAAGACCUCACGAAAUGUUGCCAAGAGAUUAAACUCGUCUCUAUUCAUAUGUUUUCGGAGAACUACUUUGAACAAUGUUGUGACUUGGAGAAUCGUGCUGGAGCAUUUAUAGAAUUUGGGAAUGAUUCAAAAUUAGAUUGUCAGUGAAUAGAAUGUCAUACUAGUAUUCGUCAUCAGUGCUCUUGUUAUCUGAGCAACACUGAUUGUGAACACUGACAUACAUGUAUCUUGACGAAUAUGAAACAAAUCGAGUGCACACACAAAGUGAUACCAAAUACCAUUCUUCAUUACGUUAUUGUGGAAUGUUAAUUUUGUGAAAUACUUCGAUGAUAAUGUAUGUUUACACAUGUGUGUCAUCAACUUAUAUAGGAUUGUGAAACAGUAUCAUUCUUUAACAGUAAUGUGAAUUACAAAACAUAUACUUGUAACUGAACACUUAUAGCUCAGUGUGGAUAAAAACGAUCAGGAAGAAAACACAAUUAUGAUUCAUGAAACAAACUUUAAACUACAAUGGGUGCGUAUCAAUCCUUAAAACUUUCAAGAGGGUCGAGAACGUCACAUAAAUGUUGAGAAACUGUGAUUUAAAUAAAUAUUCGGACACUUCAAGUUUUCGGUGCUUUCGUUGUCACACAGCAGAUUUCCUUUAUGAGUUUAGGUUUAUAUAUGAUGGAAUAUAACUCCGCCUCGGAUAUUACCACAGCUGAACGAAAAAUUUCAACGUUAACAGAAACGUCGGACAGUGGUGUCAGUUCAAAUAAUGACGAAUUGAGGGCCUACGACGUCAUGACCGUAAAUAUGCUGCAGGCGAGACCCAAGGGGCGGAUAUCUAUAGAUGCAAGCCAUCAUAUUCCUCGGGACUUUGGCCGACUUCUGACCUCCCGGCAACUAUCCAAUCGUCACUCUUGUUCGCUUCCAGAUAUUCUGGACAUUGACAAUCUGUGUGAUAUAGGCGGUUCAAGUAAUGAUGUACUAAACAAAACCGGCGAUUCUUCAGACCUGAACCAGUCUUUUGAGGAAAAUGACGAUAAAAGUAUAAAGGGUCAUUCUAAAUACCGUGCCGAUUCGCUCAUCCCAGUGCACGUAUGCGGUAAGGAGCACGUGGAAGAUCCUUGUUUUAUAUGCAUGAAGGACAAUGAAAUAUAUUGUGGCAUUUGCGUGAAGGUUCACAAUUACCAUUGUAAGGAACAGGUCAAGUUCAUACCAGAGAUCCCACCAGAAUUACGUCAAAAAUACUGCGAGGACGCUGUAAACCAACUCAAUGUUAUGCGAGACCGAUAUUUGAAAAUCAAACAAGAAAAUGAAGAACUUCAAGUGCAACUAAAAGCCUCUAAGAAAGACUUUAUUAGAUCGGUUAUGAAAUACAAGUCACACAUCAUAGUUGUAAUUGACAAAAUGGAAAAAGAAGCCUUACAAGAAAUGGACGUUUUGUAUAAAUCUGAAAUUGCGAAAUUAGAAGGGACUAUGACUAAAAUGGAAAUGGAAAUAACCAAUCUAAAUAGCUACUUAAAGUUUCUGGAAGGCAGCGAGACUUCUGUGGAAAAUUCAGUGGUAUUUGAAGUGCAGGAAGCAAUUAGUCGAGUUCAAAGCGACGAAAAUAUCAUAAGAGAUCACCACAAAAUGGUGGGGAAAGUGCAAUUCCAUUUCGAGCCACUUAAAAAACUAACCGACAUAUUAGCAGACUUCAAUUCACUCUUCAGCGUUUCCCAGACAGAAGUAGAGAUCUGCAAAUUUCCCAUGCCGUGUUCUUGUGAUAAGCCCUACGCCAAUAAAUAUGCGGAGAAAGAAAAGGAAGUGUCCGCCCGUCUGUCUGGAUGGUCGUUUGACCGUGAGCGGUGCUGUAUUACAGGGUGUGAGUUUAUGGACAAUGGAAAACUUCUUACGUGUGACAAUGCCAACAAAAAAAUCAAACUGUUUAACAAAAAGUUAAAGUGUAUUUCUGCGCAGAGUUUACCCAGCCAGCCGUGGGAUAUAGCUGUUAUAGAUGACGAGCGAGCGGUUGUGACCAUACCCGACCGCAAGCAACUUCAAUUUUUGACUGUGAUACAUAGGAAAAUUUCACUGAAACAUGCAACAAGUCUGGAUCAGAACUGUUGGGGAGUAUCUUGUGAUGCAGACUCUAUAUUUGUCACCAAUUACUCCCCGGAAACAUCAGAAGUAGUAGUGCUAAACCAUGACGGUGUGUUGCAGCGUAGAAUAUACGGAAUGACCUUUCAUACUCCGUGGUUCAUAGACCGCUUCCAGGACAUGCUCUACGUAUCCGAUUGGGGUACGUUUAACGUGCAGACCAUGACGCGCGGUGGCGCACUCACUAACAGCUACCGUAACAGCUACCUUGUCGGUCCGCUAGGUGUCACCCACGACCCGGAAGGGAACAUUUACGUGUGUGGCCGAGACUCAAACACCGUCCAUCAGAUAUCGCCCGACGGCGUUCUACGUCAAAUUAUCUUACGUGAGCGCGAUGGAGUAAAACAGCCACUGAAUAUCUGCCACCGGCCGUCGGACGACAGGCUGGUCAUCACCUCGUGGAUGUCCGACAAAAUGACUGUAUACAAACUAUGCUGAAAGCUGUUUACACAUUAAGGAUGUUAUUUGCAUAUUUAUAUAUAAAUAUUAAUAACAUCGUAUAUUAUAGUUAUUAUUUUAUAUAUUCUUAAAUGUGCAAUAAGCCAUCAAAUAUAUAAUGGACUUAAAUACGUAUUCAAAUAUUUUUCAUAAAAGGCACAUUUAUGCUAAGCACACAACUUCAUGCAUGUUUCCUUAUUUGAAUAGUAUUUAUGUUUAUAUAGCUACAUGUAUACCAAUAUUAUUAUGUUGCCACUUCUUACAACUGUACUGUAAUACAAUAAAAAAGGAACUUUG